CAAAACUUGUAAAUACACAAUUCGUACUCCAAUACUCAUAAUCAAAUUUACGUUGAAAUACACCAAAUGUGUUAGUCAGAAAAAUUGCUGAAAAUAAAUUCAGUACCAACGAAUUGGCUGACACCGCAUGUUGUGAAAUAUUGAAAUUUUCUAUAAAACCGCGCAUUUGAAGCGAAUCUGUUUAUUGUGGGAGUAAGGGUGUUGCUGAAAGAAUAUGAAGUUGCUUGUAAUAUUUUUCGCUGCGCUGCUUACAGUGCAAGGCAAGGAUUUAGGCAGACAUCACGUCUAUGAAUACAGCGAUGAAGACUAUGCAGCUGAGCUUUCACCGCGUCUAGUUUUAUCGCAUCGUCCAGGUAAGGUUGGCGGAUUACAAAGAUAUGUGAUCCUAACCCAAUAUGGACAAAGAUCAGCGCCAGACUUUGUGUUAGAGUCACCAACAACAGAGAGCAGUAUUGUUCCUGUCGCACCAACCGCCGGCUCGUUUGUACAUCAACAGCGAGAGCUUCCACUUGCAACUGCCGCCACUAAGGGUGUCUCAGUGGAAACUAGUGCCGUUGCUAACAAUGUCGUCGUUGAUGGUGAAGAGAAGGUGGUGCACGUAGUGCUGGCAGCACCAGCAGGAUUUUCGGCUCUGGAAGUGCCAGCAGUACCUGAAGUACCAUAUAUCUAAGUACAUCCCGAUGUUGUGAGCUAACCAAAGGGAUCCGCUAAGUCAAACUAAGGACUUAUACCUUUAAACGAGGAAAAACUUUGUAACUGUUUGAUAUUUGUUAAUAAAGAGUGAAUUCCGAGACCGGAGUGCAAAGUCACUGAAAU
Messenger RNA from Zeugodacus cucurbitae (melon fly), 816 nucleotides. RefSeq lists its product as uncharacterized. The record is from RefSeq and is a predicted model, not a curated record. NCBI's taxonomy places the organism in Eukaryota, Metazoa, Arthropoda, Insecta, Diptera, Tephritidae. The coding region runs from base 215 to 670 and encodes 151 amino acids. The transcript is spliced from 2 exons.